Molecule: messenger RNA, 5943 nt
Organism: Anopheles merus
Lineage: Eukaryota; Metazoa; Arthropoda; Insecta; Diptera; Culicidae
Gene: Tmtc2
Product: protein O-mannosyl-transferase TMTC2
Exons: 13
Coding region: 724-4191 (1155 amino acids)
Biological process (GO): protein O-linked glycosylation via mannose
Cellular component (GO): endoplasmic reticulum membrane
Molecular function (GO): protein binding; mannosyltransferase activity
Source: RefSeq, a predicted model, not a curated record
UCCUUACGCCGAAAGGAGGAGGGUUUUUAUAUGCGCGUCGCGCGUUAAAAAAUAGUGCGUAGGGCUGUUUUCCAACCAGCCAAAAAGGAAACCAAAGCUGCUUCCUAUUUAUCCUGCUUCCGUGUAUUCCGAAAAAAAAACAGAGAAACUGUGAAGAUCACAUCCACUAGUUGAUUCGUGGAAGUUAAAGAAAUUGUGAAGCAAGCAAGAAAAAAAGCGCAGCAAACGAGUCGUGUUCGAAUAAUCCGGCUGCCCGAGCGCCCACACACAUACACGCCCGCGGUGCGAAAAGUGCUACUUUAGUGUGAAAAUAAAGAAUACGAAUCAAGUCAAAGUGUGGAAUAAAUACGCCCAGCUUCAAGAAAGGAAAAGAAAGUUACAAAAGCGCCCACACAACCAAAAAAAGUUAAAAGAAAGUCAAAAGUCAAGUGGAGUUGUUAAAAGUUAAAAUAUAUUCUUGCUGCUUGCUGCUGCGCGAAUUCUGCGAAGUAACCAAGGGUGCGUGGAGCGUACCGGUUCGUAGGCCAGUGUUAUCUGUUCGAGUACGAGAGUGUGUGUGUGGGUGCGUUCGUGUGUGUGCGAGAGAGAAAGUGUAUGCCUGUGUCAGUGUGUACGCGGCCAUAAGCGGCCAUGUGAACCGACCGUGAACCGUAAUAUGAUUUUUCCAGCAACCGUCAACCAGAUCGGCGCAACGGCAAGUUUAGCAACGGUUUAGCGGGAACGAUGGUACAGCGCAACAAGUCAAGCAUGGAUUACGUUAGUUUGGGCUGUUGCACGUUGGCCUUCGUACUGUACAUUAACACACUGAGUGCGGGAUUUGUCUACGAUGACAGACGAGCGAUCCUUGGCAAUCCGGACGUGCUCGGUACGGGCAGCUGGUCGCAGAUGCUGCACAACGACUUCUGGGGCACACCGCUCGUGGACUCGGGCUCGCACGGCUCCUACCGGCCGCUGUGCGUCGCCAGCUUCAAGCUCAACUACCUGCUGGACGGGUUCAAACCGUUCGGCUACCACCUGGUCAACGUGCUGCUGCACUCGCUCGCAACCGGGCUGGUGGUGAAGCUGGCCCGCCACCUCCUGCCGGCCGGCCGGUCGGGCGUGGCCAUCGCCGGGCUGCUGUUUGCGGCCCACCCGAUCCACACCGAGGCGGUGGCGGGCGUCGUCGGGCGGGCCGACCUGACCGGCUGCAUCUUCUACCUGCUCGCCCUGCUCGCCUACAUCCGGCACGUCCGGUGGCGGCAGUGGGGCGACCGGCGGCAGUGGCUGGCGCUGGCCGCCACCGUCCUGCUCGCGGCCGCUGCCCUCCUCUGCAAGGAAACGGCCGUGACAGCUUUAGUGGUUUGCGCGAUUUAUGACAUCAUAAAGGGAUACGCCGGAUCCAGAGAUAAGCACCGGGCCCGGAGUCUCGGCAUCAUUGCGCUGUCGCUCGCCUUCAUCGUCCACUGCCGGCUAACGCUGCCCCGGCCGGCAACGCUCUUCUCCACCGCCGACAAUCCGACAGCCCGUAGCGGUUCGCUGUGGACGCGCUUUCUCACCUUCACCUACCUGCCGGUGGUCAACUUCAAGCUGCUGCUGCUACCGGACGUGCUCAGCUUCGACUGGGGCAUGGAUGCGAUACCGCGCCUCGGUACCGUGUGCGACCGUAAGGUGGCACUGGCUGCCUUGUUCUAUCUGGCGCUCGGGUGGGCAUUGUGGUCCAGCUGCCGGGCGCUCGUCAACCGGCAGCAGACGCCCGCACGUCCAUCGGGAUCGAAGAUAACCCCCAACGCCAGCAGCUUCAACCGCAAGCUUGCGAACAAACUGAACCUGGCCCGGUUGCGUGCCGGUCAGGAAGGUUCCAGUGUGCCCUCCCUGCCCGCGGUGCAGCUAGACGACCGGGAGAAUAGUGAUGGUGGUGGUGGCUGUGCACUCUGCAAGCAGGAUGCCGGGCUGCAUCACACAAGCUCCUGUCGGACGCUGCACAACAACAACGGCCUGUCGUCCAUCAUGUGCGGGUGUGGCUACGCGCCGGAAUACAAAUAUUUAUCACUGGCCGCGCCCUCCCAGCUGGCCAGCUACUUCUGCCGGACGGCCGGCUCUAGCAGCAGCAGCAGCAUUAAAGGCACUGUGCGCACCACCACCAACAACAACGACAGUGUCAGCAUCAACUACAACCAGAGCUUCCAGGGCCCGGUGGUCGGCAAGAAGUUCGCCUGCCACUGGCCGCUCGGGACGGUCAGUGACGGGGCGACGUCCCUGGCGUCCAAGGAGAAGCCGUUCCCGUUCACCACACUGCUUACGGCACCGGCGGACAUGUGUUCUCCCUCCCUGUCCUCGUCCUCCUAUACCUCAUCUUCCUCGUCGUCAUCGUCCUCCUCCUCCACCAGCUCGUCCUGUGCGUCCUCAGUGCGCGGUGACAGUGCGGACGGGUCGACGGACGAGCCGUGCCUGCCGGAUGAGGGCAGCUCGCUGCACAACUCGCCCGCCGCCGCACUGCUCAUGUCCGUGGCGCUGCUCGCGCUGCCCUUCCUGCCCGCCAGCAAUCUGCUCUUCUACGUGGGCUUUGUCGUCGCCGAGCGAAUCCUGUACCUGCCCAGCGUUGGCUACUGUCUGCUGGUUGGGCUCGGCGCUGGAGCUCUGAUUGAUGGUGGCAGCGGCGGCGGUGGCCGUUCGUCCCCAGCUUCCUCGGUCAGCGGGAAACUUUCUAGCUACGGUCGUGGUGGUCGGCGAAACGGGCCGCCAGCCCGUUGGCUCGGUACGUUCAUGCGCAAGUGUUUGAGUGUCCUGGUGCCUCCCGGUGACCGCUCCGUCGGGGGUGCAGUGUGUAGUGAUGGUGCUGCGGUGCGUGAUGAUGCUAGCGGCAGCAUCCACCGUACGGCCAGUGAUAAUGGUAGCGGUGUUAGUGGCCGUUACGGCAAGUUCCAACGCACCAACGGAAUGGUUGCGCCCAGUGUCAGUGUGCAAGCUGUUAGUGGUGGUGGUGGUGGUAGCGUUUCAGGCAAAGCUUCCCGGCCGGCCACAGCCAGUAGGGGUGGCCGUGCGGGCCGGAGCACGAAACCGUUCGGCCCGCGGCGCCGACAGCUCGUGCUCGUGUGCGUCGGAGUGCUGCUGAUCGCGUACAGCGCCAAAACGGUGCGCCGCAAUCGGGACUGGGCGGACGAGGAAAGCCUGUUCCGGAGCGCUGUCGCGGUCAAUCCCCCGAAAGCUCUCGGAAAUUUAGGAAGUGUCCUUAGUGCGCAGGGCCGCUAUCAGGAAGCCAAGGAGGCCCUGAAAGCAGCACUCAACCAUCGCCCCAACAUGGCGGAUGUACAUUAUAAUCUAGGGAUCUUGCUACAAAACCAGCAAGAUUACAACGAGGCUGUGGAGAGCUUUCGAAAAGCGAUACGCUUUCGACCAUCGCUGGCACUUGCCUAUCUGAACCUUGGAACCUCGCUGAUAGCGCUCGGCCGCUGCCAGGAAGCGGCCAGCGUCCUGCGGGAGGGCACCAAGCUGGACGGUGCCGGUUUGCGCGAUCGGGCCGCCCACGAGAACGCCCGCAUCAGCGCGCUGCUGCAGCUCGGCAAUCUGUACGCCGAUCAGGGAAAGCUGCAGCGCGCGCUGGCCAUCUAUCGGGAGGCGUUGCACACACUGCCGGAACGAUAUCCGCCACAGGGUAUCUACCAUCGGCUCGGUGACAUCUUCGCCCGCCUCAACCAGUGGAGCGAAGCGGAACGGUUUCAACGGGCAGCCCUCGAAGCCCAGCCGGAUCACAUUGCUGCCCACCUUUCCUACGGGACGAUGCUGGCCCGUAACAGUAGCCGAACGUCCGAGGCGGAGCAGUGGUUCCGGAGGGCACUGCGGCUAGCACCGAACGAUGCCAGCGUACACCAUCAUUACGCUGAGUUUCUCUCCUCCCAGCGCCGGACGGAGGAAGCGUUCCAGUACCGGGUCAAAGCGGCUGAACUGGCCCCGGAAGACUACGCCCUGGUGAUGGCGGCCGCAUCAAGCCUACGGUUGCUGGACCGCAAGCUCGAAGCCGAACGAUGGUACAGGCAGGCUGUGAAGCUACGACCGCAGGAGGCCCGAGCCCACACCAACCUGGGAGCAAUUUUGCACCUGCUCGGGCGCACGCAGGAAGCGGCCAACAGCUACCGGGAAGCGCUGCGCCUGCAGCCGGACGAUCUGACCACACUGUCGAACCUGGCCAAGCUCGGCGUGCCGGCCAUCUCAUGAAAGGCGAACCACCACCGCCGGGCGGGAAGUGUCCGGAAGCCCGGAAGUUGAUUGCUGCCGCCCGGGACGGGACGGACCGGUACCGGGGGCGGUGCGUGUUGAAGCCAAGCACCGCGAAACGACCGGAUGCACCGGGAAAUAUGCUCGCUGGGAAUUGAUCGGAAAAAAACGUUGUUGUACAGAACGAGAGGGAAAGACAGGACGUGUGUGUGUGUGCACACGGGUGCGUGUGUAGAGUAACAAUAAAAAGAGAGGAAUUUAUGAAACCAGACAGGAAAGAGGACAAAAAGUAUAUAGCUAAAAAUUGAUUGUAAAUAACAAACAAAAAGGGAAAACAAAACCAUGAAACGGACUGGUGUGUUGAGAGUUUUUGGGGAAAGAUUUGUUGCAAACGCAGGUGUACGCUACGUAGGGAAAACCAAAACAUGCGUAGGUUAGUUAGAGAACAAAAUCGAUUGAAUAGUUUGGUAAAGAACGGGUAAGCGUACUAGGAAAAUGACAAGAGCAUUAGAUUCAAUUGUGUUGGAACUUUGUUGAAAGUAUAUCUAAAAAAACAAAACCAAAACCAAACAAAGCCUAAAACUGAACGGAAAGGAAAUGAUUUUGUUAGUUGAGCGGAACAUGCUGAGAAACCGAGAGUUUGACAACGAUUUAUUACUGUUUAGUUUCUCCACCAACGAAGGGAUUUAGCGAAGUGAUUUGCUAUGAACGGCUGCUGCGGUUAGUGUUGCCCUUCAAUUCCAUCACACUUGGCUGGGGUCUCUGCAGCGCCCGCUUAUCAUACAUAUAUUGUACAUACAAAGUUUAUAAACAAAACAAACAAACAGAAAGCAUAGUGCUGUAUAUAAUUGAUAAUCAGACAACAGGCGCAGAAAAACGAAACAGAAUGUGGAACAGUUGUUGGCCGACCGACAAUGUGCAAACAACGCGGACACUACGGAUGCAACGCAAGGGAUACAAAUAUUAUCAUAAAAUCACACACUAGUAAUAAAGGCAGCAACUUUCCACCUCCCUCAAACAAACCAUUCCAUCGAAAGCCACACUUGUUCAGAGCGGGAGAGAAGCAGAAGUGACGAGAGGGAGAGAACGAUACAGUGUUGAGGAAAUGCAAUCCGAGUUGCAUAAAGUGGAAAUGGAACUGUAAUUAAAGCUCGUUUUAUUAUUCGGCCCCCUUCACGCACUAAGUGCGGUUAACAAUAGCAAUUAAUCGCCAUUUUUCGUGCACUCUCUCUCUCUCCCCUUCAUAUUCUCUCCCUCUCAUAGGUGUCAAUCAGGCGUUAUCGCUCGAACAAACAUUGCCAUUCUGUUGAAAUUGUACAACCGAAAUCACACUUCACCAGCACACGGCCGCAAACAAACGAUAAAAUCGUCUCAUUAUCAUUACUGCGUUCAAUCAUCAGACAGUGAAAAGAAUACUCAUUACAAUGCAUUACAUACCGAAACGAAACCAGUGAAAAAGAGACAGAGUAUGUAUGUGUGUGUGUGUGUGUGUGUGUGUGUGUGAAGAGAAGGGAUGAGAUGAAGCUUUUUGUUCUGUUUUUGCUGAUAAUGAAAUCGAAAUGCAAACAAACGAAACCGUGCUGGACGUACGCUCCCAAGCUCUUCAUUGCAUCGAAUCGUUGUUAAUAGGAAACACACAUACCCGACGCAAUACACACACACACACACACACCGAAAGUGAUGAGAGUGCAAUCAGUGUUGUUGCUAUUGCGGAAACAAUAAAAUCCUCAAAAACAAUAAACCAAGUGGCGC